Molecule: messenger RNA, 1428 nt
Organism: Harmonia axyridis
Lineage: Eukaryota; Metazoa; Arthropoda; Insecta; Coleoptera; Coccinellidae
Product: tigger transposable element-derived protein 4-like
Exons: 1
Coding region: 1-1428 (475 amino acids)
Cellular component (GO): nucleus
Molecular function (GO): DNA binding
Source: RefSeq, a predicted model, not a curated record
AUGUCGAGGAGAGCUAUAACACUAGAAGAAAAGAAUCAAAUAAUAAAUAAAUUGGCGAAUGGUGAAUCUAAUGCAGAUGUUUGCCGACAAUUUGGAUUGCCGAGUUCAACUGUCUCUACGAUCUGGAAAAAUAGAGCCAAACUUCAGAGUACGAUGAAUUCCAACAUCUCUAAAAUGAAGAAAAUUAGCAAACCCGUCAAUUCAGGAACUGAAAAAGCAUUGCUAAAUUGGUUCAAACAAAAGAGGAUUCAAAACGUUCCAAUUAGCGGCCUGAUGUUGCAGAAGAAAGCAGAAUAUUUUUCUAGACUAUUGUCCCCUGAUAACCAAAACGUAUCCUGUUCUAGAAGCUGGAUAUAUCGCUUCAAAAGAAGGUACUGUAUUACUUCAAGGAAAAUGCAUGGAGAAGCAGCAAGUGUAAGUGCAAGUGCAAGUGCAAGUGAAAGUGAAGAAGAUUGGUUGAAUUACAUCUGGCCCGAUAUUAGAAAAAAUUAUUCUAAUGAUGACAUUUUCAACGCUGAUGAGACUGGAAUAUUUUUCAAGCUUAUGCCAAAUCAAACUCUCAAGUUUCAAAACGAAAAAUGUUCUGGGGGUGAGAAAAGUAAAGAUAGAAUUACAGUGUUAGUUUGCGCCAACAUGUCUGGUAAGGAAAAAAGAGAAUUAUUGGUUAUAGGAAAACCAAGAACACCCAGCUGUUUGAAGUCUUGUAAAAAUUUACCUGUCAAAUAUACAUCGAAUGAGAAAUCAUGGAUCACAUCCGAGAUUUUUGAGACUGAAAUCAGGAAAUGGGAUCUUGAUUUACAAAAAAAGAAGAGAAAUAUAAUCCUGCUUGUUGACAAUUGUCCUGCUCAUCCAUGUGUUGAGAAUCUAAGGAGUAUAAAAUUAGUGUUUCUUCCUCCAAAUAUGAAUGCAAUUUUACAGCCUAUGAACCAAGGAAUUAUUGCAUGUUUUAAAUCCCAUUAUAAAAAAAUAUUUCUGAGUAAUUUGUUUUCCCACUUAGACAAUGGCGAAAAAUUUAAAUUUUCCCUUCUUGAUGCUAUAUUUGCUUUAAAUAGGUCAUGGAACCUCGUUUCUUCAAAAACUAUAAGCAAUUGUUAUAGGCAUGCAGGUUUUUAUCCUGAAUAUGAGGAAAUUGAUGACAUUCCUUUAGCAGAAUGGUUGAGGAUCAAUGAUGAAAUUCCUUCAGCACAAUGGUUGAGGAUCAAUGAUGGAAAUUCCCAAGGGGAUUCACUUAGUUUAUUUGAUUGGGCAAAAAGAAACAACCUGAUCAACCGACAUUUCAGCGACAAAGAAUUACAAGCCUAUGAAAGCGUGGAUGAGUCUUUGGAUGUUUGUGGAAAUUUAUCUGAUCCUGAAAUCGCCACUUCUGUAAAAACAAAUGAUAAGUCCGGGCGCAUAUUGAGAAGCAGCCGUGUUGCCAGCCAUUACUAA